Molecule: messenger RNA, 1539 nt
Organism: Canariomyces notabilis
Lineage: Eukaryota; Fungi; Ascomycota; Sordariomycetes; Sordariales; Chaetomiaceae
Exons: 10
Coding region: 1-1539 (512 amino acids)
Biological process (GO): phenylalanyl-tRNA aminoacylation
Cellular component (GO): cytoplasm; phenylalanine-tRNA ligase complex; cytosol
Molecular function (GO): ATP binding; phenylalanine-tRNA ligase activity; tRNA binding
Source: RefSeq, a predicted model, not a curated record
AUGGCUCCGGCAGCCAGCACUUCAGCGGUGGAUCUCACCUCGGAGAUCUUGCAUGCGCUGUCAGACAAAGACCCAGUUCUGUCUGCCGAAACCUUCCCACAAGUCCCGUUCGAGUCGAUCAAAGCUGCGCUCGACCGACUUGCUUCGCGGUCCAUGGUAACCUAUGAGCAGGUGGAGCGUGAGGAAGCUACCCUUGAGCCAGAGGCUGAGGUUAUCGUCAGUCAUGGGAGUCACGAAGCCCGUGUCUUUGAGGCAGUGCGCGAGGCCCUAGACGGGCUCUCAAUCCAAGACCUCGAAAGCAAGGUUGGAGACAAGACCGUAACAAAGGUCGGCCAAGGGAAAGCCUUCAAGGAGAAAUGGAUUAAGAAGGACGGCAAUAGACUUGUUGCACUGGUGGAUUCGAUCAACGAUGUUACCCGGGACCAGCUUCGGGUGAUUCAAGAAACACGAACCCAUGACCCCAAGAUUCUAGCCGAUCUGAAGAAGCGCAAACUCUUGAAAAUGCAAAAGGUUAUUUCUUUCACGAUAAGCAAGGGCCCCAAGUACGCCCUGGAAAUGAUCAAGGAAGAGACAGAUCUCACAGCCGAGACACUGGCAUCUGGCUCUUGGAAAACAGCGACUUUCAAGCCCUAUAAUUUCAAUGCCCAGGGUGCGGAUCAACACUCGGGCGCUCUGCACCCCUUGAACAAAGUGCGCCAUGGGUUCAGGCAAAUAUUCUUCGAGAUGGGCUUCACAGAAAUGCCCACGAAUCAGUACGUUGAGUCUGGAUUCUGGAACUUCGAUGCUCUCUUCGUCCCCCAGCAACACCCCGCUCGUGAUCUUCAAGACACCUUCUACGUUUCAGACCCACCAAAGGCUGCCAAACCUUGUCCGGUGUCUGCUGCCGAUAAGCAGGAUUACGAUGAAUACUUCCGUAAUGUGAGGCAAGUCCACGAGAGUGGGAAAUACGGGUCGAUUGGUUAUAGGUACCCUUGGUCAGAAGAUGAAUCACUAAGACUUGUCUUGCGGACACACACCACCUCCAUUUCGACAGCCAUGCUGUACAGGCUGGCAGGGCAACGCCAGGAUGGGCGUGUUCCGCCAGCUCGGUACUUCUCCAUUGACAGAGUCUUCAGAAAUGAAACGGUUGACGCAACACAUCUUUGCGAGUUCCACCAGGUUGAAGGAGUCAUUGCCGACUAUGGGCUGACUUUAGGCGGCCUGAUGGAGUUCUUGGAGAUGUUCUUCGCGAAGAUGAAUGUCAAAGAUCUUCGUUUCAAGCCAGCUUACAACCCAUACACAGAGCCUAGCAUGGAGAUCUUCUCCUAUCACAAGGGGCUCAAUAAGCUCAUUGAGAUCGGCAACUCGGGUAUCUUCAGGCCCGAAAUGCUCGAGGCCAUGGGUCUCCCCAAAGAUCUGGUUGUGUUUGGUUUUGGCUUGAGCUUGGAGAGACCGACGAUGAUCAAAUACGGCAUAUCCAAUAUUCGGGAGCUGCUUGGUCACCAGGUCGACCUCAACUUUGUCCAAAAUAAUCCAGCGGUGCGGCUAGACAAGGAUUAG